AUGGUUUCUGAUCAUUAUCGCAUUUUGGUGAACGACCAUGAGUUCCUGGGGGAAUCCGUUCUGGACGAAAAGUCUGUGCUAUAUUUCCGUGAAGAUGAACGCUUGAGUCUGAAAGCUCAGACGAUUUUGAGCGCACUUGUGCACGAUGAUCUGGCGACGCUUUUGUCCCUUGGCAGAUCCAAAGAUGGAUUUGUAAAGCACGAAUUAAGAAGACCUCUGUGGCUCAAGGUUUUGAAGUCCAGACUGUCCCUCGACCUCUAUGGUGAAAUUGGGAAAGACGGAGUCGAACUUGCCCCGCAUUCUGACGAACAUCAGGUCUCGCUUGACGUCAAAAGGUCUUUUGGAGAUGUGCAAGAUAGCGCUACUAAAACGUUUUUGCGCCAAGCCCUCGAACAAGCAGUUGUAAGGGUGCUAAGAACGUUUCCACAGUUAUGUUAUUAUCAAGGUUACCAUGACGUCGUGGCUGUUUUCGUCCUGGUUUUCAUGCACACUCAAAGAGCCGAUGAUGAAGCGAACCUGAGUGACUCUACUACUAGUGAAACUCCAUCUACCGACAAUUCUGACUUCCAUGAAGCCAUGAGCUCGAGUUCGAUUUCUACCAAACUCUCGGAUGAUUCCGUGCUAUCUAUUGAUAGUCAACAAUUAUUCGAAUCCGUGGCCAUUUUCACGCUGCUGUAUUUGAGGGACUUCAUGAUGAAAUCAUUGACAUUUACCAUUGACCAGCUCGCUUUGAUUCCUACCAUGAUUAAGAAAAAAGACCCCCAACUCUACAAGACUUUCCAGUUAAAUGAGAUUGAUCCCUUUUUCGCUCUUUCAUCGGUUUUAACGCUAUUUUCUCAUGAUCUAAGACCUCAAAGUAAUGAGUCAAUGAGCAUUGUGUUCCAAAUUUUUGACCUUGUCAUUGCAUCCAACUCUAUGUUGAUGCCACUAGUUAUUUACAGCAAUCUACUCCUGGCCAAGAAGGAAGGCCUUUCAAAAAGGCUCCAUGAAAAUCUCGAAAACUUUGACAACGAUACUGAUUUAAUACAUGGUGUGAUACAGCAAGAGAUGAUCGUUGGUUCCAGUGUUGUUCUGUGGAAUGAGGUUUUGGAAACCUCGAGAGAUAUAUCUGCUACAACAUUACCCGAAUUAAACAAAGCCGUCAACAAAUACAGCGUUCUUCUUACUGAAAGUCAAAUACCUGUUUCUAUCGAGGAUGUGCUGUCCUGGUUAACAAAUGAAAUACAAUUGAAUGAAUCAAAGUCGACUUCCGGAAAUCGCAUUAGUAAAUCAAAGAAACUACCUUCUGCGGCCGCGCGUUGGAAAGUCAUGGCCACCCGUGGGGGGCCUUUUGUGUUCAGGAUAUCCUUGGUAGUGGGAAUCGCAGCGAUCUUGUUGAAACUGUACAUGAGAUCUCUUGAGACCCACCCCAAUUAUCAUUUACUUCCGCUCAGGUCUUAUCUCGAACAACUCAAAACUCUUAAAUUUGCGGGACUGCAACAACCGCCAAAGAUAUGGCUAGAUCCGUUAAAAAGCGUUCUCAAGAAUAUAGGCAGGCCCUUCACUUCUUAA
Lachancea lanzarotensis is the source of this 1551-nucleotide messenger RNA. RefSeq names its product LALA0S15e00518g1_1 (gene GYP8). Bases 1 to 1551 code for a protein of 516 amino acids. The record is from RefSeq and is a predicted model, not a curated record. NCBI's taxonomy places the organism in Eukaryota, Fungi, Ascomycota, Saccharomycetes, Saccharomycetales, Saccharomycetaceae. Gene Ontology annotation, cellular component: endoplasmic reticulum membrane. Gene Ontology annotation, biological process: positive regulation of GTPase activity; endoplasmic reticulum to Golgi vesicle-mediated transport. Gene Ontology annotation, molecular function: GTPase activator activity. The transcript has a single exon.